Messenger RNA from Paramuricea clavata, 2400 nucleotides. The record is from the annotation of a GenBank genome assembly. Lineage: Eukaryota; Metazoa; Cnidaria; Anthozoa; Malacalcyonacea; Plexauridae.
AUGUCCAGCUUUGAAGAUAAUCAAUUACUUGCUGAAGAAUUACCACUUAAUAAUCUAACUCACCAACAGUUCAAUGCUUUUAUUGGUAAUUGGUCUCGAGAAAUAGAUAUAAAAAAUACAAAACAAAAUAGAUAUAGAUACAGAUCUUUAUCAUCUUAUUCCUAAUCCUGACAAAUUUGAUGAAAAUGACUCUGAAAUUAUGCUUAAUACACCUGUAUCUAAUUACUGCACAGUUGAUGACAUGCAGAAAAUGUUAGAUCAGGCUGGUUCUAAAGCAUUGUCUAUAAUUCAUUGCAAUAUUAGAAGUUUAUCAAAAAAUAUUUCACUUUUGAGUGAUUUAGCAAACACCUUUUCAAGAAAACCUGAUAUAAUAGGUAUAUCUGAAACUUAGCUAAGUCAAGGCUCAGUAACUAAUAUUGAUUUACUUGGAUAUAAUUUCUACCAAACUGAUUCAAAUACAAAUGCAGGUGGUGUGGGAAUAUAUGUUGCCAAUGAUCUGUCAGCAAUUCCUAGGCCGGAUAUUAAGUUUCAUACUGAUUUAGUUGAAUGAUGCUGGGUCGAAGUGGAUCCAGGUUUUGGAAAAAAGCAUAUGCUAAUUGGAUGCAUAUAUAGACACCCCAGUGGAAUCAUUGAUAAAUUUACAACUAACUUAGAAGAGUUGUUUGAGCGAAUAAAUCAAAGUAAUAGGUAUGAUGUUUAUAUAGUCGGUGAUAUUAAUAUCGAUUUUUUUAAGUUUACCAGCCAUUCACCCACUGAAAAAUAUCUAAAUAUUCUAUAUGCAAAUAAUUUUCUUCCUAUUAUCACUAAACCAACAAGACUGACUGAUCAUACUAAAACAUUAAUAGACCACAUAUACACUAAUGCUUAUAGUGAUCAGAUUAGUUCUGGAAUUUUGCUUUUUGAUCUCUCAGAUCAUUUGCCUGUCUUUUCUAUAAUAAAUAUGUGUACAAAGAGAAAAAAAAAAGAAGAGUGUUUAGAGAUUACACUAAGUUUAAAAGUGAGAAUUACCUAAAUGACAUUGAAAAAAUUGGGAAUUCUCUAUAUCAAGAAGGAGGUGAUCUCAAUGAAAUAACUAAUCAUGUAGUAAAUUCAAUUAAGAUCAUUUCAAAUAAACAUGCACCAAUUAAAACAGUAUCAAAUAGUAAACAGAAACAGCUUGAUAAACCUUGGAUAACUAAUGGUAUUUUAAAGUCUAUAAAAAACAAACAACAUAUGUAUCGUACACAUUUUCUUUCCAAUAAUAUUGAAAAAGCUAACAGGUAUAAGGCAUAUGGUAAUAAACUUAAUUACAUUACGUCUUUAAGUAAACGGAAUUAUUUUAAUAAGCAAUUUGAUAAAUGUAAAAGUAAUCUGAAAGACACAUGGAAAUUAAUCGGCUCUUUUAUUAAACGUAAAACAAAAGGUCAAGUACAGCCAAAUAGACUUGCAAACAACAACCAAGUCUUUACUAAGCCAUAACAUAUAGCAAAGCAAUUUAACCAGCAUUUUGUUAAUGUCGGUCUGUCAUUAUCCAACAUAAUACCAGAACACACAAAUUCCAAUCCAACUGAUUAUAUCCAUAAUUCACCAUUGUCAAGUUUUGUAAUGUCUACUGUUACAGAGUCACAGGUUUCUAAACUAUUCUCCGAACUGAAAAUAAACAAAGCCUCGCUUGAUAUACCAAACUGGCUGAUAAAAAUUGCAUGCAAACCAUUAUCAGUGCAUUUUACAUACAUUUACAAUAAAUCUAUUACAUCUGGUAUUAUUCCUGAUAUUUUCAAAAUUUCACGAGUUACUCCCAUAUAUAAAAAUGGUGACGUAACUGAUCCCAAUAACUACAGACCUAUUUCAACAUUGUCCUUUAGUAAGGUUCUGGAAAAAAUUGUACACGACCAAAUGAUCUUGUUUUUAGAGAAAAACAACAUUUUAUUCCCCUAUCAGUUUGGAUUGAGAAAAGGCUAUUCAACUGAACAAGCUAUUCUUGAAAUUACCGAUAAUAUAAAAACAGCCAUUGAUAAGAAACAAUUAACAUGUGGUAUUUUUCUGGAUUUCUCCAAAGCAUUUGAUACGGUUAAUCACAAAAUACUGCUUUCUAAACUGAACAAAUAUGGUUUUCGUGGUGUUCCUCAUUUAUGGUUUACUGAUUAUUUUACAAAUCGUAAGCAAUAUGUUAGAGUAGGAGAUACUGAAUCUGACAAAUUGAACUUGCUUUGUGGUGUACCACAAGGAUCUACUUUUGGACCAUUACUAUUUUUGCUCUACAUAAAUGAUAUUUCGAACUGUUCAAGAAAACUUUAUUUUCGGAUUUUUGCAGAUGAUACAAGUGUAUUUUAUUCGUGUGAAAAUGCCAAUGAGCUUGAAACUGUAAUGAAUGAAGAAAUUCAAGCUUUAUUUAAAUAUUGUGCAAUUAAUAAAUUAUCA